AUGGCGAUCACCGCCCAGGUUCCGGACAUCAUGGGCGAGCGCCAGUCCGGCCAGGAUGUCCGCACCCAGAACGUCUCGGCGUGCCAGGCUGUGGCCAACAUCGUCAAGUCGUUGCUCGGCCCAGUCGGACUCGACAAGAUGCUGGUGGAUGAUAUUGGCGAUGUCACGAUCACGAAUGACGGGGCCACCAUUCUGAGGAUGUUGGAGGUCGAGCAUCCCGCGGCGAAGGUUCUCGUGGAAUUGGCUGAGCUCCAAGACCGGGAGGUUGGAGAUGGAACUACCUCUGUCGUCAUCAUCGCGGCAGAGUUGCUGAAGAGAGCCAAUGAACUUGUGAGGAAUAAGAUUCACCCGACCUCUAUUAUUAGUGGCUACAGGCUUGCUAUGCGUGAAGCAUGCAAGUAUGUCGAGGAAAAGCUGUCUAUCAAGGUGGAUAAACUUGGAAAAGACUCUCUUAUAAACUGUGCAAAAACUAGCAUGUCCUCGAAACUGAUUACAACGGAUGAUAAUUUCUUUGCAAAUCUGGUUGUAGAAGCAGUUCAAGCUGUGAAGACUACAAACUCCAAGGGAGAAGUGAAGUAUCCAAUCAAGAGUAUUAAUAUUUUGAAAGCUCAUGGUAAAAGCGCCAAGGAAAGUUACCUGCUGAAUGGUUAUGCGCUGAACACUGGCCGUGCAGCUCAAGGAAUGCCUACCAGAGUAACCCCUGCUAGAAUUGCCUGUCUUGAUUUCAACCUUCAGAAGAUGAAAAUGCAAAUGGGUGUUCAAGUCCUUGUAUCUGAUCCAAGGGAACUGGAGAAGAUCCGUGAGAGAGAAUCUGACAUAACGAAGGAGCGAAUUGAGAAAGUUCUCAAGGCUGGUGCUAAUGUUGUAUUUACCACCAAGGGAAUUGAUGAUAUGUCAUUGAAGUACUUUGUUGAGGCUGGAGCAAUUGCAGUAAGACGUGUGCGUAAGGAGGAUUUGCGCCAUGUUGCCAAGGCAACAGGUGCAACAAUGGUGACUACUUUUGCUGACAUGGAGGGUGAAGAAACAUUUGAUCCAUCAUUCCUUGGACAUGCUGACGAGGUCGUUGAGGAAAGGAUUUCUGAUGAUGAAAUAAUUCUGGUGAAAGGCACAAAGAAUACAAGUGCGGUUUCCAUUAUACUCAGAGGAGCAAAUGACUUCAUGCUAGACGAGAUUGAACGGUCUUUGCACGAUGCACUGUGCAUUGUGAAGAGAACUUUGGAAUCCAAUACGUAUCUGCAUAUCUCGUCUGCCAUUUCACAUAAUAGUGCUAGCAUUAGAUAUUCUUUCCUGGUCGGUGAAUAUAGUUCUGUAGUUGCUGGUGGUGGUGCUGUAGAAGCUGCAUUAUCUGUGUACCUGGAGAAUCUUGCGACAACUCUUGGAUCCAGGGAACAACUGGCGAUUGCUGAAUUUGCAGAAUCUUUGUUGAUCAUACCAAAGGUCCUCGCUGUUAAUGCCGCAAAAGAUGCAACUGACCUUGUUGCAAAGCUUAGGUCAUAUCAUCAUAAAGCUCAAACAAAUGCUGAUAAGCAGCACUUAUCAAGCAUGGGUCUUGAUCUGACAAAAGGUGUAAUCCGCAACAACCUUGAACAUGGCGUCAUCGAGCCAGCAAUGAGCAAAGUGAAGAUCAUUCAGUUUGCCACAGAAGCAGCCAUUACCAUUGUGAGGAUUGACGACAUGAUCAAGCUUGACAAGGAAGAGUCUGGCCAAGAAGUGUAG
Molecule: messenger RNA, 1716 nt
Organism: Triticum turgidum subsp. durum (durum wheat)
Lineage: Eukaryota; Viridiplantae; Streptophyta; Magnoliopsida; Poales; Poaceae
Source: the annotation of a GenBank genome assembly